AAUGAGCAUCUAAGUUAAAAACUUAUAUUAAAAUUCAGUGGAAAAAGUUAAUUUACCUCAUGUAGGUACUUACCUACAUAUAUACGCACUCGUACAUUAAAACCUACUUUGUGAUAACAAUAUGAGAGAUAGAUAAGCAACAUGGCUUCCAACAAGCCGAUCACGAAGAAAGUCCUAAACUCACCAGACACUUGUGUCGAUGAUAACCUACGCGGAGUGGUGGCGCUGUACCCCAAUCUACACCUACACCCCAAACACCGGGUGGUCACUUUAAGAAGAAAGACGGAUUCUGGAAGAGUAGCGGUACUUAGCGGGGGAGGAUCUGGACAUGAGCCCUUUGCAGCAGGUUUUAUAGGAAAUGGUAUGCUGUCUGGAGCAGUAGCUGGUGGAGUAUUCGCAUCUCCACCAACCGCCAAUGUACUUUACGCGAUCGCACAACUUUACAAAUAUAAUUCAGGAGGAGUCCUAGUAUUUUGCGGAAACUACACUGGUGAUAGAUUAAAUUUUGGAAAGGCAACUGAGAAAGCCAAAAUCGCAGGAAUUAAGACGGAGUUAUUCUUCGUGGGCGAAGACGUUGCUUCCAGCACUAAUAAGACUGGAGGCAGAGGAAUGUGUGGCGAAGUCUUUCUUUUCAAGAUGCUUGGUGCGAUGUCUGCGAAAGGAUACGAUUUAUCUUCAAUGCACAAUGCUCUUGCAGAGAUUACGAAGAAUAUGGCAACUCUUGGAGUAUGCUUCAGCGCUUGCUCUUUACCAGGUCAGUCGCCUCUAUUUGAGAUAGCACCAGAUGAGAUGGAGCUCGGCGCUGGGGUCCACGGUGAAGCUGGUAUCGAGAAACUAAAAAUGGGCACAGCUAAAGAAAUUGUGGCGUUAAUCCUGGACAAGAUAAUAGCGCAUCUUAAGCUCAGUGUCGGAAACAGAGUAGCAGUCAUGAUAAACAACAUGGGAGGCACUUCGCUCAUGGAAAUUAACAUUAUUGCAGCGGAAAUCAAGGAUUACUUAGAUCAAAACCAAAUGAAAAUGGAACGAAUGAUCUCCGGCCACCUAAAGACCUCUUUAGAAAUGCAGGGCUUCCAGAUUUGUCUUCUACACCUUAACAAAGAACAUGGGGAUCUUUGGUUAAAACUACUAGAUGCACCCACCGAAGCAAUCGGCUGGACCGGAGGUGUUAUGUCCGUGAAGGAAGGCGAUGAAGAACAUGGUGAUGACGAUACUUUACUGCAAGGAGAUGGUAGAAAGACUGCUACCGGUCCAUCCUUGUCAAUGAAAGAGCAAGAGAUACUUCGAGGAAGUUUGCAAGCGGCUGCCCAAGAGUUGGUGAGAAAUGAGGAGCUGCUCAAUAGGCUGGAUUCAGGGUGUGGAGAUGGAGAUUGUGGGAUAACGCUUAAGAAAUUCGGGAAAGCGGUGUUAUCAUACCUUGAGACAGCGUCAUUGGAGUACCCUUCAAAUGUUGUGUGGGAAUUGUCGGAGAUGGCAGAAACUGACAUGGGAGGUACAUCGGGAGGUAUCUACAGUUUAGGGUUCGCUGCAGCAUCUCAAGCUAUAGCUAAUGCUACAUCAAAUGAUAGGUCGUCUUGGUUAGAAGCAUGGGAGAGCGCAAUGCAAGCGAUAACUAAAUAUGGCGGAGCUGAACCUGGAGACAGAACCAUGCUCGAUACGUUGUAUGCGUCUGCGCUGGUGUACAAACAAAACUUGAAAGCUGAUCUCAAAACUGCCUCAAAGAAGACUGUGGAAGCUGCUGAGAAGGGUUCCAAAGCCACCGCUACUAUGUCCGCAAGAGCGGGACGAGCCUCGUAUGUAGCGAGCGGCUACGUCCACGAUGAAGAUGCGGGCGCGCGGGCAGUUGCAAUAUGGCUGCGUGCAAUUUUAGACCACAUCGCUAAUAGUUAUUAGGUUCAUAUUUUAAAGAAUUCACUCUUACUACAAUUAUUUGAAGCAGUGUUAUUUUAAUACAAGUUAAAUGUCACAUCUUAUCGUACUAAGAAUAGGAUUUUAUCCUGUAAGAAGAGCUGUAACAAUGUUGAAAUAAUACUGCUUUUAGAUAUGGUGUAAUCAUGCUGUUCUCGUCAUUAAAGUCUUAAAAGUAAAAUAACACGAGUUUAAUGUUAGCAAUAAUUGAGAUUUACUAACGUCACCUCUUCCUUAGUCAUGAAUGAAUUCAUGUCGCGCGAAGGAAACAGUAAGGGUCAUAUUGAUAAACAUAGCAUGACGUCGGAAUUAUUAUUCAGUGUUUGUCACACUACAACUGACAGCACCUUGUGAUUGUCAUAGCGUGCCGAGCAUUUUUUUCUUGUGGAUGAAAAGUACACAAUUCAUUAAAUUGUGAUUGUUUUUGUCAUAUCGUACCCUGCUCUGACAAGUUUGUCCUUUUUCAGAGCUCUUUGAAACUUUUACAUUAUAUUUUGACCAAUUUUUACCAUAUCUUUAUAAAUUAUAGUCUUAAUGUCUGAUGUAUAUAAUAGUUAAGUUAAGUUUUAUCAAAAUUCGUUCAGAAUUAUUUGCGUAAAAGAGGAAAAAAUAGAUGGAUGCACCCAUCUAUACAAACUUUCACAUUAACAAUAUUAGUAGGAUACUCCGGUCCACAUAGGAACACUAAAUUUACCUCAACAACACCGUUUUUUAAUAUUUUUGACAUUUCAAAUAAAACAAAGGAUUCUAACAGUAUCUUUAAUCAUCACAAUAUUUAACAAUAAUUGUUCUAUAAGUUACAAUCACCAAGUUAAUAAAAUA
Messenger RNA from Pararge aegeria (speckled wood butterfly), 2727 nucleotides. RefSeq names its product triokinase/FMN cyclase-like. Lineage: Eukaryota; Metazoa; Arthropoda; Insecta; Lepidoptera; Nymphalidae. The record is from RefSeq and is a predicted model, not a curated record. The transcript is spliced from 15 exons. Gene Ontology annotation, biological process: glycerol catabolic process. Gene Ontology annotation, cellular component: cytosol. Gene Ontology annotation, molecular function: glycerone kinase activity. Bases 142 to 1890 code for a protein of 582 amino acids.